Molecule: messenger RNA, 1279 nt
Organism: Megalops cyprinoides (Indo-Pacific tarpon)
Lineage: Eukaryota; Metazoa; Chordata; Actinopteri; Elopiformes; Megalopidae
Gene: med27
Product: mediator complex subunit 27
Exons: 8
Coding region: 14-949 (311 amino acids)
Biological process (GO): regulation of transcription by RNA polymerase II
Cellular component (GO): mediator complex
Molecular function (GO): transcription coactivator activity
Source: RefSeq, a predicted model, not a curated record
CAGCCUAAGAAAAAUGGCCGACGUAAUGAAUGUGGGAGUGAAUUUAGAAGCAUUUUCGCAAGCAAUAAAUGCCAUUCAGGCGCUCCGUUCAAGUGUAACUCGGGUUUUCGACACUUUGAAAGAUGGAAUGAAAAAUAAAGAAACCCUGGAAGGGCGGGAAAAGGUGUUUAUCACAGAGUUUCAAGACAAUCUGCAGGCAGUGAACCGCGACCUGAAUGAGUUGGAACGGCUUAGCAACCUGGUUGGCCGACCUUCUGAAAGUCAUCCUCUUCACAACAGUGGUUUGCUGAGUUUGGAUCCAGUUCAGGACAAGACUCCACUCUAUAGCCAACUACUACAGGCUUACAAAUGGUCAAAUAAGUUACAGUAUCAUGCCGGUCUUGCUUCCAGUCUUCUCAACCAGCAGUCGCUCAAGCGCUCGGCUAAUCAGAUGGGAGCCUCUGCCAAGAGACGACCCAAAGUCCAGCCCAGCACCCUUGUCCUGCCACCACAGUAUGUGGAUGAUGUGAUAUCAAGAAUUGGCCGAAUGUUUCCUGAUAUGUCAAUUGAACUCUUUCGACCCAACGGGACAUCAGCAGUGCUUCUGGUGACUUUGGGGAAAGUGCUAAAAGCUGUUGUGGUGAUGCGGAGCCUGUUUAUAGACCGGACUAUUGUAAGGGCAUUCAACGAGAACAUAUACACAGAGGAUGGUAAGCUUGACAUCUGGUCGAAGUCCAACUACCAAGUGUUUCAGAAGGUCACAGAUCAUGCCACUACUGCUCUGCUGCACUAUCAGCUCCCCCAGAUGCCCGAUGUUGUGGUACGGUCUUUCAUGACCUGGCUGCGAAGCUACAUCAAGCUGUUCCAAACACCUUGUCAGCGCUGUGGGCGAUACCUGCAGGAUGGCCUACCUCCAACCUGGAGGGACUUCCGCACACUGGAGGCUUUCCAUGAUAGCUGCAGGCAGUGAAGAAUGCCAGGGGUGAUCACAUGGGCCACACGUGAUUGGACUAAUCACAUUAGUCUAAUACAUGGUCUGAUUACUACUUUGGUUGAUGGGGAAAUUGUGUUGUUGAUUUCUCAACAUGUAAUAUGUCUGCCAAGCUCAAGAGAACAGGUUGUACAUUGUGAACAGUUAAUAAGACAUUUACAAAUACAGGUCUCUGUCUACUCAGCAUUUAAGAAGUUAUUUGAAAACCCUUAAAGCUCACAACAUUGAGUUUGCUACUCAACUAUGGUCUUUGUAGGACUAGUUGAUGUUUGCAUUUUUUGUUUUACUUUCACUCAACAUGUAUUGCAU